AUGUUCUUGUUAAUCACGUAUUUAGUUGCUAUUGGAUCGGCAGCUGUAUCCGCGCAAACAGCAUGCACAGCUGAAAAUGCACGUGGCACUUGCAUCGCCACAGCGUCCUGCUCGGGUAAAUCGGUUCCUGGCCAUUGUCCUGGUGCAGCACAUAUUCAAUGUUGUAUUCCACGCGGCAGUGGAUGUUCGGCCAGCGGACGAAGUGGAGUUUGUAUCGCAACAUCAGCUUGUGCCGGAACAUCAGUCCCUGGUCAUUGUCCCGGCGCAGCCAAUAUUCAAUGUUGCGUUGCUAACGGUGGAUCAUCAGGCUCUGCUAAUGGUCUCUGUGGUAGUUAUGUUGGUGCUGCUGUUAGCUCUAUCAACGGCAACGGCGGUGUAGCGUAUUCAGUAGUCAAAAUUCGACCAGAACAUCUUAGCAAUCCCAGCAUUCACUCUGCUUCACCCACAGCUCAAGACAAUACCAUGACAACAUCAACAGCUUGCGCUUUCGAUAAAAUGGCUUCAGCUGCUAAACAGGCCGGUGUAUCUAUCACCAUUGCAAGUGGCUUUCGUACUGUUGCUCGUCAAGAAUACUUUUGGAAUUGUUAUCAAACCAAACAAUGUAAUAACGGUAAUCUCGCUGCUCGUCCAGGAACUUCAAACCACGGCCGAGGUAUCGCCCUUGACGUGAACACGAACUGUGGUUCACAAUCUGGUGCCACACCAAACUGUGGAGGAAGUAAAGUCUACCAAUGGUUGAAGAAUAAUGGCCAUAAAUACGGAUUCAAACGUACAGUACAAUCAGAACCAUGGCACUGGGAAUAUGUUGGUGCUGGUGCCACUCCUGCCAGUUUUUCGUGA
Molecule: messenger RNA, 840 nt
Organism: Adineta ricciae
Lineage: Eukaryota; Metazoa; Rotifera; Eurotatoria; Adinetida; Adinetidae
Source: the annotation of a GenBank genome assembly